CGGCGUGAAGGCUACUGGGAAGUGUAGUCCAAGGGCCGAUCAGGGCCUGCUCGGGUUUCCUGGAGCCCCCUUUCCAGCUGCGGGAUCGGCGCGAACCUUAUAAACCCAGGACUUACAGCCGUCGCGGGGCGGUGCCCACUUGGUCUGACAACCUCAUCAGUCUCUACCUCCCACCUGCAGAAAGUCCACAUGAAUUGUGAUUAGCGGCAUCAAAGCAGAAAGCAACUCAUCCCACAUUCCCAGCCUGAUUUUCAAACUCACCUGGUAUGACAGAGUUCUGUGCUGACUCCCACACUCACCAUCUCUAUCCUAGAGGAUGAAGACUCCUCACACACUUCCUUUCUGGGGAAGCAGGUUCUACAGAUGAAGUGGGUAUUAGGAUAAAAAACCAGCUGACUACUGUGUACCUCUCAGCCACCACCACCACCAAGAUUCUGACACCAGAUAAAGGUUGUAUUUUUUACUUAAUGUUUCUUGAAGAUAAGUUGCAUUUCUAUUUCCCAAAGUGUGGUCUGCAAACCACCUGCAUUGGUAACACCUGAGGGCCUUAAAAAUUCCUGGACCCCACUCUAAACCUAUGGAAUCAACAUUUUUGGGCCUGCAGUUUACAUUAUUUUAUAAUUAUGGAAAAUUUCAAAUACUUACAGAAGAGAAUAGCAAAAUGUCUUGCUACUCGAAGUAUGGUCCCAGGACAGUCACAUCAGCAUCACCUGGGAGCUUACUAGAAGUGCAGAAACUUGGGCCCUCUCCCAGACUUACUGAAUCAGAAUCUGCAUUUUAACAGUAUCCCCAGGUGGUUAGUAUGCACAUUAAACUUUGAGAAGCACUGAUAUAAUGCACCCCCAUGUACCUAUUAUCCAACACUCAAGACCAGUCUUGUUUCAUCUACACCCACUACUGCCCCCGCCCCUGGUUAUUUAAAAGCAAAUCUCCAACAUUAAGAAUAAUUUCUUAAUAUCACCUAGUCAGUGUUAAAUAUCCAUCUAAAGUUUGGGGUCCUUUCGAUUAAUAAGGAUUAUGCCAAGAGAUGAUCCAACUGCUCUACUUUCCAUGAAAAAGAAUUUCCUUUUACUUCACGUAACCUAGCAUUUCAGAGAUGCCACGCACUAAAAAGGGACACCGAACAAGGAAAGCUUCUGGGAGGGACCAGUGCCGCUCUACCUAAACACACACACCUGUCUCGCCCCAACACCUGCCACGUUGGCGGUAAAGCUCUAUCUCCAGCGGUCGGCUAAAAAAAGUAGAAGGGAAAGGUCCACGUAACAGUACGAGGACCUCUAAUGCGAACUAAACUCUCCAAGUAAGGUCUUAGCGAGUGGUGGCAGCCUGUGGGGCACAAUUUAAAUCUCCCGGGGUUGGUGGGGCCGCAGCACGGGAGGGCACAGGAAGGGUGUGGCGAUUGGUCAGAGGAAGAGCCAAUGGUGCACCAGGCUCCCUAAGAGGCGGAGCUUACUCUUCCGCUUGCUAAUAGCUAGUGGGCCAAUCGCCAUCCGGCUCUGACUCCGGGGCGGGGCAAAUCUUGUUCCUUCCAGAACAAACUCACACCCCCUGGAUGAUGUCCUAGCCAAAUAAUUGGCUGAAGGGAGCUGGGCGGGUGCACGGAGAUUGGCUGACGCAAGUAGAGGCGAGCCGUGAUAGGUUAUUUGGAGGGCGGAAGGUUUGAAUGAUCAAGGCCUGAGGCUGUUGGUCGUCUUCUAUCCAAGCUGUAUAACUAAGCGGAGGGAAUCGGCGAAGCCUAAUUCUGACCUAUUCAGUCCACAAGCAGAAGUGUACAUUGGCUAAUGGCCUCCGUUUCCCAGAUUGUUCCUUCCUUUAAUUCUGUUUGAGUCUUCGCUUCUUUCAGCUUUCUACCCACUUCCCUUUUUCCUGAAGGCAAGGCUCAAGACCCCAAACCUGAGGUAAGUCGAGAGUUCUGAGUCUCUGCCACGGAAUCGCGGAGACCGCAUUGUCUCCUCAGUUCAGCCCGGGUCCCGCAAACGGAAGUCCAGGGGACCGAAUGGGCAUUUUCGUGAGUCAGGAGACCCGAACUCCUGUGAGGACUCGUGAGCUGUUUGGCCCCGAACAAAUGAAAACCCUCUCUUCAUUCCAACUUUUAAGUCCUGAGGUUGCCUCGCGAAUUUAUUUUUCCUUUGGUGAGAACUCGAACACCAUGUCUGCAGAUCUCUUUUCAUCCACCAGUGAGGGAAGCCCUGGCUCAAGGCCCACUUUUAGGUGCAGCCAGAGGAAGAGGUUAAACUUGCUUCUGGAGAGAGACACUUCCUUUACCGUCUGUCCAGAUCUCCCUAGAACUCCAGUGGGCAAACUCCUCGGUGAUUCUGCAAACCUAAGCAUUUUGUCUGGAGGAACCCCAAAACGUUGCCUUGAUCUUUCGAAUCUUAGCAAUGGGGAGAUGUCUGCCACUCAGCUUACCACUUCUGCAGACCUUGAUGAAACUGGUAGGGAGAAGAGAGAUCACUUGGAUUCUUCAGGACCUCAGGAAAUACAGUUAACUGGGAUGAAUCAGCAUCAGCACCUUAUGAAAUACAGCUCAGCACAUUUGUUGUGCAGCACUCCGAAUACUUUGGACCAUGACCACAGAAAGAAAGAUGCAAUGUGUAGCUCACUUGCAAAUAAAGAAAAUAAAAACACUUUGAAGCCCUUGGAGUGGCGGGCACCCAGGAAACUAAGGUUUCAGAAGCGACCAGUGGGACCUUAUGUGUCUCCCCUUUCUCUGCUGGACAAUGGAAAUUUCAUGGAAAGUGAAAUGAAAGACCUGGGAAGUCCCAUUACUACAGUUCCAAAAUUGGAUAAAAAUCCAGAACAAGUAGAAGACCAGGCAGAGGAGAUUUCAGAUGAAUUGAUGGAAUUUUCCCUGGAUGGUCAAGAAGAGGCCAAGGCAUUUCUGAAUAGAAGCUGCUUAUAUCACUCUCCCUCGAUGCCAGAGAAUUUGAACAGGCCAAGACUGAAGCAGGAGGUAAAAUUCAAGGAUAACCUAAUACCAAAUCAAGUUAAAAACUGUGGUUCGAGCCAUGAAAUGCUCAGAAAAGGGGGAUCUUCUCAUCUUCAGGGCUUAGGUCUAAAGAAGACGGUCUCUCUGUGUGAUGUUAAUAUGACUCAGAUGCUGGAGGAAGAUUCUAACCAGGGGCAUCUGACUGGUGAUUUCUCCAGGGUAUGUGUCCUGCCAACUGUGUCAGGGAGACACCAAGAUCUGAAGUACAUCAACCCAGAAACGGUGGCUGCCUUACUGUGGGGGAAGUACCAGAGUCUGAUUGAGAAGUUUUAUAUCAUCGAUUGCCGCUAUCCAUAUGAGUACCUGGGAGGACAUAUCCGGGGAGCCUUAAACUUGUAUAUACAGGAAGAACUACAUAACUUCUUUCUGAAGAAGCCCAUUGUUGCUUUGGACACCCAGAAAAGAAUAAUAAUUGUGUUCCACUGUGAAUUCUCCUCAGAGAGGGGCCCCCGCAUGUGUCGCUCUCUGAGAGAAGAGGACAGGGCUCUGAACCAGUAUCCUGCAUUGUACUACCCAGAACUAUAUAUUCUCAGAGGAGGCUACAGAGACUUCUUUCCCGAAUAUACGGAGCUGUGUGAACCACAGAACUACUGCCCUAUGCAUCACCAGGACCAUAAGGCUGAGCUGUUGAGGUGUCGAAGCCAAAGCAAAGCAUGGGAAGUGGAGCGGCAGGUACAGGAGCAGAUUGCUCUCCUGGUGAAGAAUGGAAGCCUAUGAUAAUCGGUCAGCCAGUGGCUGCUAAGGAGUCACCAAAAGACACUGUAGAAACCCUGAGAAGAAGGAGACCAUUUUCUAUGUGGCUAGACCCAAGAUUGUUAAAACAUGUCCACAAACCAACAGGAUGCCAAACUAAUGAAAUCCCAGGCCUGGGGAUUGAUUCGGUUUCGGUAGAGCUCCUGGCUGGUGGUUGUGUCCUGGAGCUGGCUCUGUAAGACUGUAGCCUUGGGUUGCAGAGAGAUUUCUGUUGUUUCAGGGAGCCUUUGCAUUCUUCCUCCCAAUUAGACUCAUGUUUUCCAUCAAGCCAUCCAGAUCUUGCUCUCUCCCUGAAGAGAAUUGCUCAUUUUCUUUCUCCAUAUUUUUCUUCAUCAUUUCCCUCUCUGU
Molecule: messenger RNA, 4090 nt
Organism: Choloepus didactylus (southern two-toed sloth)
Lineage: Eukaryota; Metazoa; Chordata; Mammalia; Pilosa; Megalonychidae
Gene: CDC25C
Product: cell division cycle 25C
Exons: 16
Coding region: 1997-3706 (569 amino acids)
Biological process (GO): positive regulation of G2/MI transition of meiotic cell cycle; protein dephosphorylation; G2/M transition of mitotic cell cycle
Cellular component (GO): cytoplasm; nucleus
Molecular function (GO): protein tyrosine phosphatase activity
Source: RefSeq, a predicted model, not a curated record